Messenger RNA from Diachasmimorpha longicaudata, 4348 nucleotides. RefSeq names its product modular serine protease-like. Gene Ontology annotation, molecular function: protein binding; serine-type endopeptidase activity. The record is from RefSeq and is a predicted model, not a curated record. NCBI's taxonomy places the organism in Eukaryota, Metazoa, Arthropoda, Insecta, Hymenoptera, Braconidae. Gene Ontology annotation, biological process: proteolysis. The transcript is spliced from 9 exons. The coding region runs from base 300 to 2501 and encodes 733 amino acids.
UUGUCGGUUGGUAUUAUCCCGUGUGAUUGGGCUUACGCAGUAAUUAUUAGGAAAAACAACAGAAAUAGAAGUGUCAUUGUCAUUUAAAAAAUUAUCAAUGAAGAAUCCGGUGUUCUGUGAAUUUAUCGAUGCAGUUGGGUAAAGCCCAGUGAAACGGAGGUUCUCUACGUCACAGAUCAAAGAUGACUGGACUCUUCGGAUAUCUAGGCGAUUGUUGACGAGCUGCAAUCAGUGCUGACAGUGCCAGCGCCCUGAGAGGUGAUCCUCAGCGUCCUCUUGGGCGAAUUCAACAUCCGAAGAUGGUCAGAUUGCUGGGGAUAAGUCUUCACGUAUUCCUGACUGUUGGAAUCCUCUUGAGGCUCAGUCAGGCUGACACAACAGCAGGUGGAUCCUCCGGUUCUUGUAGACUCGACCAAUUUCAAUGUUCAAAUGGCGAAUGCAUAGCCAGUCAUUUUCUGUGCGAUGGAAAGGCAGAAUGCAAAGACAGCAGUGACGAGACUUCUCUUCAAUGUUUGAAGCCCGAAAUUACCUGCCCCGAAUACGCAUUUCGAUGCACCUACGGUGCCUGCGUCGAUGGCGAUGCUAAAUGCAAUAAAAAAAACGAUUGCAUUGACGGGAGUGACGAGACAUUGCCAGAAUGUACGGAAAAUUCCGUGACAAUUACGACUGUUCGUCCAGGUUGCACAGCCACUCAGUUCCAGUGUGGAACCGGUCAGUGCAUUCAUGGAACAGCGGUCUGCGAUGGGUCUCCAGACUGCGCUGAUCGAUCUGACGAAUCCUUCACCACUUGCCAGUCGAAUCAAUGUCUGCCGAACACCUUCAAAUGCGCGUACGGAGCUUGCAUAGAUGGUGACAAAAAAUGUGAUGGUGUGAAGAAUUGUGCGGAUGGUUCAGACGAGGGUGACGCUGCCUGUCGAGGUGUCCAGCCUGCUGGACCCUUAGGAAGGGAGUCAACAACGUGGAGACCAUAUCCACAGGGCCCAACCUCCUGGACACCGACUCCUCAGACUGUCUGUCCACCACCUCCAGAGAUUCCAAAUGGAUACUGGAAGCUGCACUCCUCGCAGUGUCCAAAUCCCAACGAUCACUGCCAGCCUCAGGUGGGAAUGACAAUGCUCCCAGGAACGCCCUUAGUGUAUUUUUGUAAUGCGGGUCAUCAUUUGACGAAUGAUGCGAAUAUGUACUGCGCUAGUGGUGGAAGAUGGUCCCACACACCCCGAUGUGAAGAAAUUCGAUGCAGAGUCCUUGACACACCAUCGACGAAAGCUGAUUGCAAUCUGAAUGGUCAAUGGAGCACAUGUGCAGUGCCAGUGGUGCCAGGAACUCAAGCAGAUUUAUCAUGUCGUGGUGCUUACAGAAGGGAGGAGUCACUCUUUCAACGUAAUCACGUUACGUGUAAUACACAAGGGAUGUGGGAACCAGAGCCAAUACAAUGCAUUCCAGUAUGUGGAACAAAACCCUCAAAGUCCGUCAAACCCCUGAUAGUCGAGGGCUGGAUGCCGAACAUAACCGACUUUCCCUGGCACGGAACCCUCUACGAGACAAACUCUGACAAUUCCGUGAAAAAAUUCAUCUGCGGAGCAACAGUAAUCACCGAGAAUUUGUUAAUAACAGCUGCUCACUGUAUAUUCGACGAAGUCACUAAAAAGUCAAAGAAGCCCGAGCAAUUUUUAAUUUCCGUUGGAAACAUCUACAGGGACUACGACAUAGACUAUUCCCCAGCUAUAGAAGUCAGGAAAGCAAAAGUCAUCAACAUCUUCAUGAACUGUGAUUAUCAAGGAUACGACGGUAAUCACGAUCGGGACAUUGCGAUUCUUCGGGUACAGCCCAAUCUCGAAUUCAGGUCUUACCUGGUGCCAAUAUGUCUCGAUACAACAGCCAAUAGUCUCGCCAUUAACAUAGGUAAAAAUGGACAAGUUGCGGGGUUUGGGAGAACAUCAAAAGGGCCGUCGAGUUCGAUAAUUCGAGCCCUGUCAGUACCAGUGGUGCCUAAAAAUAAAUGCAUUGAGCAGGCGAACGAGGUCAAUGGUCGAAAUUUCAUUACUUCGGAUAAAUUUUGUGCUGGAUAUACGAAUGGAUCGUCUGUCUGCAAUGGAGACAGUGGAGGUGGAUUGACAUUCGAAACAAAUAAAUUAUCGUACCUCCGUGGCAUCGUGAGCAGUGGAAUUGGGGUGAAUGACAGCACCGGAGAGCCAAUUUGCGAUAAUAAUCGAUACGCCAUUUACACAGAAGUUGCAGUCUACAUAUCAUGGAUACAAGACAUUAUGUUCAAGAUCUUUGAAGCCUUCAUUGGUUGGCUGGAGGUGCUGGGGAAGGACGUUGGUGGUGGUGGAACGUCUGUAAUCAGAACGUCAGGUCUAUUCAUCCAGUCACAACGACCUGAAGAAUUUAAUAAAAAAAAUUACCCUCCAGAAGAAGAGUAUUCAACUCCUUCUCCAGCUCUGGUAGCUCGGCGUCUGGAACUUGGGGGAAUGAUGUGUCGUUGGAGCUCGAGUUCAUGAGGUCAUUCAGCUCCUCCUCCAGAUCGAGGUCAGACUCAUUGAGUUUUAGAUUCUCAGAGAGAGUCGAUUGAACGUCGUGAACUUCCCCAACAGCCUGUAAUCAAAAAAAUGAAAGAGGACAGGAUUAAAAAUCAGAAGAGUGUAUAAUAAAUUAUGUUAUUGAUGUACACCCAUGGAACAGGCCUUUUUGUCAAUUUUUAAAUAACAAUGAUAUAUUUAUUGUAUGAAGAAUGAAAAAUAAGGAUCGAUUAUCGGUUUGUCAAACCCCAAAAUUUAGAAACUGAUUGAAAAAACAGAUUUCUUUGUAUCGAUCAAAGCGACUGAAAAGUUCCUGGAUGAUCAUCUCACCUCAAUCAUAUCGUCCAUAGUGUCCCUGACGCUGAUUUCAUUGAGUCCAGACUUCUCGAAUCCCUUGAGAAUGUCUCUUCCCUUCCUGUAAGCCCCCAACACCUCAUUAUUUGACUUGGCAUCAUGAAUACUCGAUAUCAAAGUAUGAAGAUUGUGGAGGGUUCCAGCAUGUUUAUCAAUCCUCUUAUCCAGUUCCCUCUUCUUCCUGAUGUAGGUCUUGGCGACCUCCUUGAGUCCACUGUCCAAAGAGGUCUUGGCUUUCGCCAGAAGAACGUUCCUUUCCUUCUCGAGACUCUCGAUUUUCUCCAAGAGAACUCGUUCGUUCUCCUUCAGCUUGAAAAGUCCCUCCUCAGCUUCUGAUAAAUUUCCAACUCCUUUUGGCGAUAUCUUCAGGAGGCACUCCCAUUUUUCGUGAUGAUGUGGAACCCCUAGGCCGCCCUUGUUCAACUGACCCAGCCACAGAAGAGCCAGUUUGACAUUCUCCUCUGUUACGUUUUGACAUCCAGCUCUUUCGCAACAUCUUUUCGUUAUCUGGGGCACUGAGAGUAUCUGGUCCUUCUCGUCAUUCGACAGACUGAGAAUGAUCUCCGAGAGCUCUUUUAUCGUGGGGAUGUGGAUGUAUUUUUGGUCUGGGUUGGACGCACUGGGGAUGAAGUAGUUUUUUAGCUUCGAGAAGGACCAGACUACCGGCUUUUUCACCAUUGUGUUCACUGCCCAUGAGGCCCAAGUGGCGUUCUGAGACUCCAGGAAGGAGUCAAGAGUGAUGAUUUGUCCUUUUCUGUAAUUGAAAAAGAAGAAUAAACAAUUUUUUGGAUAAAUUCAGCUGAAAUUUCCCCCAGAAAAAUAAGAAAACGUGUCAUGUAAAGAGAGAAUUUAGUGUGAAGCAGCACAUUCACCCUAGAUGUCCACCAGAAGGACUAGAGAUGCCUAGCAAAUCUCCUCAGUCAUUAUCGUUAAUUAAUCCCUUAAAAUACGACUACUCACUGGUAAAGCUCGUCCACGACGGUUGGUAGACACAGGGGAGUCCUCCCUUUCCUCCUGAAUAUCGUCGACAGUUGGAAAACCGAGAACGUACAGCACUUGUUGUACCCCAGGUAGUUAACCAACAAAAAAUCCCAGAACUUGAACUUGGAGUCCCAGUCCUGAGGAUUCACUGAUCGAUUCCUGAAUUCAGCGAACAUGGCGUUCAUCCUCUCGUCGUUGAACCAAGCAUCAGGCAUGAGAUCCCUGGGUAAGGGAUGAUGCUCCUGAUUGUCAGCCAUUUCUGUCCUCCCCCUCGUUUUUCGUUAAUAACCACAAAAACAAAUGUAAACAGCACAACAAAUACGCAGCAUAACCUCAAAACCUAAAUCAAAUGGACUCCCACCAUAUUAAAACCAUUAAAAUCCCACAUUCGAGAGAACAGUCAACGAUUAGAACCCACAACGAUCAGCAAAUCAUGACAAUGGUCUUUGGACAGCACCAACACUACGUCUUUCCUCCACAGAACAAAAAUAAAA